Molecule: messenger RNA, 2643 nt
Organism: Varanus komodoensis (Komodo dragon)
Lineage: Eukaryota; Metazoa; Chordata; Lepidosauria; Squamata; Varanidae
Product: vomeronasal type-2 receptor 26-like
Exons: 6
Coding region: 1-2643 (880 amino acids)
Biological process (GO): G protein-coupled receptor signaling pathway
Cellular component (GO): membrane
Molecular function (GO): G protein-coupled receptor activity
Source: RefSeq, a predicted model, not a curated record
AUGCUCCUAUAUUCUAUGGUGUUGCUGCUGGGAGUGUUUCCUCAGCUGGUCUGGAAGGCUUCCAUUGGGCAGGCGAGAUGCAGGCUGUCUCAUCCGCACCAUCCUCUUCACAUGUAUUAUCAGCCAGGAGACCUCAUCAUUGGCACCAUUGCAUCUCAUGGUGGCUUCCUCUCCAGCCCAGCAACCUUCUUCAAAGUUCCUCCUCCUGCAUCAGUUGACGAGUUUGUUGCUGUGUCUAAGGCUUACCAGCAAAUCAUGGCUCUGGCAUUCGCAGUGAAGGAAAUCAAUGCAAACCCUCAGCUCUUGUCCAACUUCACCUUGGGCUUCCACAUCUAUGACAGCUACGACAAUGCUAGGAGGACCUAUCAGGCCACAAUGCUAUUUAUAUCGGCACUGCAGAGAUUGAUCCCCAACUACAUAUGUAACGUCCAGCACAACCUAGUAGCAAUCAUUGGGGGACCAGAUUCUGAAAUCUCUCUUCACGCAGCAACUCUUCUGGAUGUCUAUAAGAUUCCACAGCUGACCUACGGCCCUGCUCCAAUGAUGAAUGAUAAAACACCAGGCCUUCCCUUCUACCAGGUGUUUCCCAAGGAAGUCCUGCAGAAUGCAGGCAUUCUCUCCUUGCUUCUGCAUUUUAAGUGGACUUGGAUUGGACUCCUGGUCAUGGAGAUUGACCGAGCAGAAAGAUUUGUGCAAACUGUUUCUCCACUGUUUUCCGAGAACGGUAUCUGCUUUGCAUUUAUUGCAAGAAUACCAAAAUUCAGUUUUUAUUAUAAAAUUCUUGAAAUGCUACAAAUGGGUAUACAAAUAUAUGAGGAAGUCAUGGGUAGCACAGCUAAAGUUCUGGUAGUGUACGGAAACUCUUAUUCCAUAGUGUUUCUGAGGUGGUUUACAUAUAUCUCAGGACAAGAGGGAGAGGUAAAUAAACCAAAAGGAAAGGUCUUGAUAAUGACAGCCCAGAUGGAGCUUGCUUCCUUUUGGUACCAAAGAAACUGGGAUGCAGAAAUGUUCAAUAGUGCCAUUGCUUUCACAUUUCACUCCCACAACCCAGCAGGAUUCAAAGACUUCCUUGCGCAGAGAAAUCCCCUCAGCACCAAAGGGGAUGGUUUUAUCAAGGACUUCUGGCAAAAUGCCUUUGGCUGUAUAUUCCCAAAUUCAAGCUUUGCCAGGCAGAGGGAUGUGGACACUUGCACAGGCGAGGAGUAUCUGGGCAGCCUCCCAGCACCAUUUUUCGAAAUGAGCAUGACUGGGUACAGCUACAGCAUCUACAAUGCAGUCUAUGCAGUGGCCCACGCUCUUCACACCCUGCGCUCAACUAGAUUAAAAUACAAAGCAAAGGUGAAUGGAUGGAGAUGGAAGCUUCAGAAACAUGCUUUGUGGCAGGAGCUUCAUCGUUUCCUGAAAGCCGUCUCAUUUAACAACAGUGCUGGGGAUGAGAUUUCCUUUGACCAGGAUGGCGAGUUAGUGUCUGGAUUAGAUGUGAUCAACUGGAUUGUUUCCUCAAAUCAAUCAUUUCAUCGUAUCCCUGUUGGAAGGAUGGAUCCUCAUAUACCAACAGGCCAAAUGUUUAGCAUUAACGAAGAUGCAAUAACAUGGCACAGGUGGCUUAAUCAGACACGACCAGUUUCUGUAUGUACUGAGAGCUGCCAUCCUGGUUCUAGCAAGAAGGUGAAGGAAGGGGAGCCGUUCUGCUGCUAUACCUGCAUUCCAUGUCCGGAUGGGAGGAUUUCACAACAAGAAGACAUGGAAGAUUGCAAGAAAUGCUCAGAUGAAAGCUAUCCAAGCAACACCCGGGAUUUCUGUAUUCCAAAGGAUGUAAGCUUCCUCUCUCAUGAAGAACCUUUGGGGAUAAGUUUAACCUGUACAGCCCUUUCCUUUUCCACCAUCACUUCACUGGUGCUUGGAGUAUUCAUGAAGAACCAUGACACUCCCAUCGUCAAGGCCAACAAUCGGGACCUCACUUACACCCUCCUCAUUUCCCUCCUGCUCUGCUUCCUUUGUGCAUUGCUUUUCAUUGGUCGCCCUACAAAGGUGACGUGUGUCCUUCGGCAAACUGCUUUCGGCAUCAUCUUCUCAGUGGCUGUUUCCUGUGUGCUGGCAAAGACCAUCACCGUGGUGCUGGCUUUCAUGGCCACAAAGCCCGGAUCCCAGAUGAGGAGGUGGGUUGGGAGGAGACUAGCCAACUUCAUCAUUCUUUCCUGUUCCCUCGUGCAAGUGGCCAUCUGCACGCUCUGGCUGUCAAGCUAUCCUCCCUACCCUGACGUUGACAUGAACUCAGUGGGGGGACAAAUUGUCCUGGAGUGCAAUGAAGGGUCUGUGGUGAUGUUUUACUCUGUCUUGGGCUACAUGGGCUUGCUUUCCUUGCUGUGUUUUGCUGUGGCCUUCCAUGCCAGGAAGCUGCCGGACAGUUUCAAUGAGGCCAAGUUCAUCACAUUCAGCAUGGUGGUCUUCUGUGGCAUGUGGCUGUCCUUUGUUCCAGGCUACCUGAGCUCCAAGGGGAAAUACAUCAUUGCUGUAGAGAUCUUCUCUAUCCUAGGCUCCAGCUCUGGGCUGCUGGCUUGCAUCUUUUCUCCCAAAUGUUACAUCAUUUUGUUAAGACCUGAGCUGAACAACAGGGAGCAACUAAUAAGAAGAACAAAAUGA